Molecule: messenger RNA, 3280 nt
Organism: Leguminivora glycinivorella
Lineage: Eukaryota; Metazoa; Arthropoda; Insecta; Lepidoptera; Tortricidae
Product: replication factor C subunit 4
Exons: 6
Coding region: 96-1148 (350 amino acids)
Biological process (GO): DNA-templated DNA replication; DNA repair
Cellular component (GO): DNA replication factor C complex; nucleus
Molecular function (GO): DNA binding; ATP binding; ATP hydrolysis activity
Source: RefSeq, a predicted model, not a curated record
UGAAGUGAAUUUCGGCAAAGUGCCGCGCAUUCCUUACAUUGCAUUGUUUUCCUAUAGAAUCUGAAUAUAAUUUACUAAACUUGUAUUUUAGAAAAAUGCAGGCCUUUCUUAAAACUGGAAAAAUAUCAGCCUCAGCUAAGCCGUCGCCGUCCGGCACCAAGCCGACAAAGAAAAAACCGCCGGCACCAUGGGUCGAAAAAUACCGCCCAAAAACUAUCGACGACAUCGUAGAUCAGGGAGAGGUGGUUCAAGUGUUGAGAGAAUGUCUGUCGGGCGGUGAUCUGCCGCACCUGUUGUUCUACGGGCCGCCGGGCACGGGCAAGACGAGCGCUAUCCUGGCAGCGGCGCGGCAGCUGUUCGGCGACAUCUCGCGCGACCGCGUGCUGGAGCUAAACGCGUCCGACGAGCGCGGCAUACAGGUCAUCCGGGACAAAGUCAAGUCGUUUGCACAGCUCACAGUCAGCAGCACUAGACCAGAUGGGCGGCCCUGUCCUCCUUACAAGCUGGUGAUACUGGACGAGGCGGACUCCAUGACGACAGCGGCGCAGGCGGCGCUGCGGCGCACCAUGGAGCGCGAGACGCGCACCACGCGCUUCUGCCUCAUCUGCAACUACGUGUCCAGGAUCAUCCCGCCUAUCACCAGCCGCUGCUCCAAGUUCCGAUUCAAGCCGCUGGCAAGAGAAAAUGUUAUCAUGAGGCUGCGAGAGAUCUGCGAGUCGGAGGGCGUGGAGAUUGGCGACGGGUCGGUGCUGGAGCAGGCUGUGGGCACGUGCGAGGGCGACCUGCGGCGCGCGCUCACCGCGCUGCAGUGCUGCCAGCGGCUGCUGGGAGAGGUCACGGCUGAAGGGCUCGUGGAGGUGACUGGUUUGGUGCCGGAGAAACUUGUCAACGAGUACCUGGCUAUCAAGAACUAUGGGGAACUGGAACAGUUUGUUGAGAAUUUCCUAAUGGAAGCGUACUCGGCGUCGCAGUUGCUAGAGCAGGCGUCGGCGGCGGUGGUGAGCGGCGGGCACCUCACCAACCGGCAGAAGGUGCGCAUCAGCGAGAAGCUGGCCGGCUGCGCGCACCGCCUGCAGGACGGCGGCGCCGAGGCCAUGCAGCUCACGGACCUGGGCUGCGCCAUCAUCAUGGCCAACAACGACCCUUGAUACACCCCUCUCUCCACUUCUUAGGCCGAUAGUCCACUAUCAUAUGUUUAUUAUAGGUCUGUAUGCUUCCCUUUUUCUCCACCGUGAAGAAAAAGGACGGCAUGUUGCCUAUAAUCAUAUUUCCAUGAUAAACAUAUGAUAGUGGACUAUAGGCCUUAGUGUCACACGUGUGAGCGAUCUCCACCGGACUAAUAUCUAGUACGUUCAGGGAGCGUUUUAGAGUAAAGCGGACGACAAGUCGUGCGGAUCGCUGCGCGUGACACUAAACCAGCCUUAGGGUCAGCUCCAGUCGACCAAAAAUUGUACGUUACUCGCUAGUAUGAAAACGCUUACGCGUCGUCACCGUUGAACGCGUACGCAUGGUCAUACUAACGAGCGAUUUUUGGUCGGCGAAAGCCAAUGCCGCGUCAAUAUGUUUAGGGAGACUACUGUUAUCUCAUAACCGUCUUAACUGCCUAUUUGUGACGUUCUCAAGGUAAGGGACUUCUAAUCGCGCCGUAUUUUAGCUGCAAGAUGUUGACAACUAUUGGUGUCUUUCUCUAAUAUGAGAGUCCCUUAAAGCCUGACAGGACGCACCAGCAGGAGGCGCGUGACAGGACGCGCCAUGUUGCGGAAUUUCAUUACAACUAUUUUCUUCAUACUAUACUGAACUGCAUCAAAAUAAAAGCGCCCUCUUGACAAUAGUCAUAUAUUUCUGCUCAGGCUUUACCUUGAAACGUUACAAAUAGGCAGUGGUCCGUUGAAAAACCCUUUUAAAGUAUUCGUGAUACAUCCAUAUAGGCCUAAGUAAAAAUCCACGUAUUUGGCCUAAAGAAUUGGUGAGCUCGUAAAAUUAGAAGCUUGGGUCUGCAUAAGAUGCUUUAUUACUUUUAGGCAACAUAUUAUUUUAAACUGUUUUUGGUGGGCUAUUACAAUACAAAGACGAAAUUUGUUCUUAUUAUCUGUAUACUGUAUGGAUCCGGUAUCAGAAAUACCUUUUGCUUAGUUUUAAUUUUAUUACUACUAAGGACGAUUUUUAAAUUCUACCACUCGAUUUCUUGUAUUUCGACAAUAAUAUCUACACUACUAGGCAUUAUAAUCUUACUUAAAACAUUGCAACCGGUUAUUAAUCGUGAGAAAUACCAUCAGAUUCUCAAUUUCUAUCGCUCGUAUUUUGACAGCAUUCCGCUGUUUUAUUUAGAUAUUCCAAUGACAAAAUCUAGCGCUAAAUAUUAAAAUUACGUGUCUCUUGCUAUCACAUAAUCAUGUUUUUUUUUAGUAUACAUACCUCGUAAGUUGUAACAGUACCUGUGUACCCACAGAUCGGAAUGAACACUAGCAACUGACAAAGAUGUAAGGAUGCCAAAUCACAUUGAAACUGUAUCACAACUUCUUGCAACUUCAUAACAUUUAAGCUGCCGUGAGUGUUGCGGUACACGUGCGACUAUUAUGCCAUGAGUUUUUAUAACCAAGCAGUGUCAUUUACAAUUUGAGAAGUGCAUAUUAGAACUAUUCAUACAAUCGUAAUCAUAACAUCUAUGUACGUCUUUUUAAAUAUAAAUAUGACAACUAAAAUCAACAAAGAUAUCAAGUGAUAAUGAAAUAAACAAAUCGUACGAAUAUUGUGAUAUUACAGCGUGGCCCAAAAUUACGUUGACAAAGAAUAGGGAAAUGUUGAAAUAAACCAAAAUAUCGAAGUUACCGAAAAUAUUUUUUGGGCCUAUACAUAUUGUAUAUUUCUACAUUCACCAUGGAUAUUUGAACAGCAUUCAUGUCCAUUUUACAAGGUUUGCAAUGUAGACCAACUAAACUUAAAACUAUAAAUUAUAGUUUGUAAUCAAUCUUAAAACCCUAGCCCGUAUUUUAAUAACAAAAAUUACGAUAUUUUACAAGCUAUACUUGCAAUAAGUUAUACGAAAGUUAUACUAGAGAUACAACGUCAUAUCGUUAUUUUUUUGUUCUAAUAUUUGCGUUUGUAGUUCAAAGCCAAAGGAGGAUAUUUUGAAGACGAUUCGAUUUAUUUGGUGAAAAAUUAUUAAGGUUUCCCAUUUUAAUUUGUGUAAGGACAGAAAAUAGUUAUUUGGUUUACAAGGGGGCAAAGUAGUUGUUUAACGCACUAUAUUGAUACCCGAGCAAGCGAAAGAUUCCAAUAU